AUUACCAAAGGGUUGGUGGAGCAUUAAGAAAGUAAGAGAUAUCACGCAUUUUGUAUUCUAACCCAAGACAAACUCUUCACCAGCGGAAUUAUUAUUAUGUCCAACGCGCAGUACCGACCAGAGGUUUUACCGAUGCAGGGCGCUAAGUAUGAGCAGAGCAAUAUUGCUGGAAACCAGAUUGGGUUGCGGAUGUCAUCUGCCCCCCCACCGCGGGAUCAUAUCCUUUGGUCUUUGCUCAACUUUGUCUACUGUAAUCCUGUAUGCCUGGGGCUCGUAGCUCUUUACUACUCUAUCAAGGCGAGGGACCGAAAGAUGCUGGGGGACAUGGAAAGUGGCCGGCUGUACGGAUCUAAAGCUCGCUGCCUUAACAUCGUCUCACUCUGCAUCACCGUGUUUUCCCUGCUUGUGAUCAUUGUCAUUCUUUGCGUUAGUCUAACGACAGUUGCCCAAGCAUACGAAGAAGUGAUCAAUCAGAUCAAACAGAAUGAUUAGAAAGAGAUUACAUUUACUUACCGCUCGAUCAUUAAAACGGAGCAAAGAUAUAUAACUAUCAAAUGCUAUUGUAAACAGAAUAUUUAGUCUCAUAAUAUUGUACCUACUUUAAAUAUAUUCAGCCUAUUUGUUUUGUUUCACGUAGUUACUUUUAUUCAGGUUUGUAGCCUGUCAUAUUCGCCUGUUUAAAGAUAAGGCAUGCAAUGUUUAUAUAAAAGCAAAUAUACUUAAGGUCCAGUACACAGACCUUACGUUUCUCUUAUUAUGAUUUUAUUAGAUAAAUAUGAAUAAACAGCAGAGUACACAUACAAAA
Molecule: messenger RNA, 805 nt
Organism: Brienomyrus brachyistius
Lineage: Eukaryota; Metazoa; Chordata; Actinopteri; Osteoglossiformes; Mormyridae
Product: dispanin subfamily A member 2b-like
Exons: 2
Coding region: 97-492 (131 amino acids)
Cellular component (GO): plasma membrane
Source: RefSeq, a predicted model, not a curated record